This is a messenger RNA of Symbiodinium sp. CCMP2456, 483 nucleotides long. The record is from the annotation of a GenBank genome assembly. Lineage: Eukaryota; Dinophyceae; Suessiales; Symbiodiniaceae.
AUGUCGGAGCGAGCCGAUUCAGCUGAACGCUGGUUGAAUGUCGAUGGUCUUGUGCUGAAAAGGGUGGAAUCAAUGCUGAAUAAUAUGCCGGCUCCUGGCAGCGAGGGCUUUCAAGACCUCACAGAUUUCAGCUUCGAAGCCAUUCGGAACGGUGGGUUGCAUACCUUCCAACAUCUCCCUCAGGAAGUUUCUCAUCUGAGACGACAAGUGGAGGAGAUUGUCGACACAUUGACUACGAUCCGUUAUGGAGUUGACACGGAAGGCGGUGUUCGCUACAUUCGCACAGGCUUCGUGUUUCCUCGGGAGAAGCAACUGCUCAAUCUUCCUGCUUAUGUGCAACACGAUACUGGAUAUGCUCUGUCACAAGUGGAGCAGCAUCGUUGCAUGUUUGUCAAUGGCCUCAGUGAAGCCGAGACGGCCCGUUUUGACGAUUUUGUUAUGGCCCUUGGCUGCCUGUACACACAGACCUUGCUCGAUGGCUGU